Messenger RNA from Rhopilema esculentum, 823 nucleotides. RefSeq names its product adenylate kinase isoenzyme 6. The record is from RefSeq and is a predicted model, not a curated record. Gene Ontology annotation, molecular function: AMP kinase activity; ATP binding; ATP hydrolysis activity. Gene Ontology annotation, cellular component: cytoplasm; nucleus. Lineage: Eukaryota; Metazoa; Cnidaria; Scyphozoa; Rhizostomeae; Rhizostomatidae.
AAACCGUUCUUUUCAACAUGGCUGGCCCAGGCCAACGUGAUUUUCCUAACAUCUUAAUAACCGGGACGCCUGGCACAGGAAAAACCCUUCUGGCAAAGGAAUUAGCCGACAGAACUGGUAUGAAAUUUAUUAAUGUUGGUGAACUGGCAGAAAAGGAACAACUUUACGAUGGCUGGGACGAAGAAUUACAAUGUCAUAUUCUUGAUGAAGAUAGGGUGGUAGAUGAAAUUGAUGGCUACAUCUCUGAAGGCGGAUACAUAAUUGACUAUCAUGGUUGUGACUAUUUUCCAGAAAGAUGGUUUGAGAUAGUAUUUGUGCUAAGAACUGACAACACAGUCCUAUAUGACAGGCUUCAAAAAAGGGGUUACAGCCAGAAAAAAUUAACUGAAAAUAUUGAAUGUGAAAUAUUUCAGACAAUACUCGAAGAGGCAAAGGACAGUUAUAAACCAGAAAUUGUACAUGAACUCAAAAGUAACACUCCUGAGGAUUUUGAAGAGAAUCUUAAUCAAAUUGAACAAUGGAUUAGUCUGUAUAGGACACAAAGAUAAUCCAUUCUUCUUAAUCAGUUAAAUUUCUUGUCUGUUCAUAUUGAAGCUGAUAUUUUCAUUUAUAACCUUGUCAAACCCCUUGUCAAACCUAGGAUGAAACAGGAUUUUCUACUCAAAGUGGCUACAACCAUAUGAUAAAUUCAUAAACCUAAUCAUCCUAGCUUGUUUCCUUUGGAAUCCACGUAAAGACAAUCUACUAGUUUAAUUUCCGUUUUGACUUAAAAUUUUGUUUUCAACCACACAUUUAUCUUCACAUGGUUAGCUUAUUGCAGAGC